GCCCGCGUCCCUGUCGAGCUCAUGCGGGACGCCGCUCACGGCCGUGUCCCCACAGGCGUCCGGUCAAGUACAACCUGUGCAGCGACAACCACGGCAUCAAGCCGCCCACGCCGGAGCAGUACCUGACGCCGCUGCAGCAGAAGGAGGUCUGCAUCCGGCACCUGCGCGCGCGCCUCCGGGACACGCAGGAGCGCCUGCAGGACCGGGAUGCUGAGAUUGAGGACCUGAAGACGCAGCUGUCGCGGAUGCAGGAGGACUGGAUCGAGGAGGAGUGUCACCGCGUGGAGGCCCAGCUGGCGCUCAAGGAGGCCCGCAAGGAGAUCAAGCAGCUCAAGCAGGUCAUCGACACGGUGAAGAACAACCUCCUGGAGAAGGACAAAGGGCUCCAGAAGUACUUCGUGGACAUCAACAUCCAGAACAAGAAGCUGGAGACGCUGCUGCACAGCAUGGAGCUGGCGCAGAACGGGGCGCCCAAGGAGGAGGGCGCCGGCGAGUCGGCCGGGGGCUCCCCCGCGCGCUCGCUCACGCGCAGCUCCACGUACACCAAGCUGAGCGACCAGGCGGCCGGCGAGCGCAACGGCGGCGGCUCCCAGACCAUCUCGGUGGACGAGGGCGCCGACAGCGCCUUGAAUGCAAAACACGGAUCCCGUUCCCUGCAGAGCAGCCUGGGCACUGAGCUGGACUCUCCCUGA
This is a messenger RNA of Tinamus guttatus (white-throated tinamou), 692 nucleotides long. NCBI's taxonomy places the organism in Eukaryota, Metazoa, Chordata, Aves, Tinamiformes, Tinamidae. The record is from RefSeq and is a predicted model, not a curated record.